Messenger RNA from Nymphaea colorata (pocket water lily), 586 nucleotides. RefSeq lists its product as uncharacterized. Lineage: Eukaryota; Viridiplantae; Streptophyta; Magnoliopsida; Nymphaeales; Nymphaeaceae. Bases 1 to 477 code for a protein of 158 amino acids. The record is from RefSeq and is a predicted model, not a curated record. The transcript is spliced from 2 exons.
AUGUUGUCGUUGCGUCAGGGGAAGCCACUUACAGUCUUCGACAGCUACGCGGGGAUCGGAAAUUGCAAAACUGAAUCGGUGUCGCCGACUCGCUCAACUCUUCAUCCGUCCUUGUCCAUGAUUAUCCGUGGACCAUAUAUCUCUGCAAGAUUUAGCCUUGCUAGAUGCAUUGCAACAGCAGCCAGGCCUAUGCAACUGGAUCCACAGACCUGUAAUGAUUCUCGAACCAACGCCUGGUUGAAACGGGGUGGCUUUUCUUGGAAGCAACAUGCAUGGCCGUCAUGCUCCGCGUCCUGUUCAGCAAUGGCACCCGAUGGGCGGACUGAACAGAGUGGACAUUUUAAUGCCAAGCAACCAGUGUAUUGGACAAUUUGCGCAGGUACUGCCAAAAAUUUUCCUUGGCAAUUUAACCAGGUGAACGCACGAGAUAGCAGGGAGAGGCAGCUCUCCCUGUGGCAAGCUAAGGGUGUGGCGUGAAGAAAUCUUUACAUUGCGUGUCAGGGGAAACCGCUUGGAGCUACCAUGAACCGGAAAAUAGAGAGUUGAAUCCGUGGGGCAAGUCUUGAUUAAUCCUUGCACAUGUUGG